AUGUCACGUAGAAUGGGUUAUAGAUUCCUCACCCCACGGCGAGCCGAAGUUACACGACGAAUAGGAGAAUCUGCAGAAGGACCUUUUACCUCAAGUGAAAGCAACUAUUCUGCCUUUAAAGUUGGUAUAAAGCAUGCGAAAAAUGCUUUGAGUUCAGCUUGUUCAAGUUUUUGAAAAUAUAUUUUUCCUCCCGCUCAAAUCGGAGUAAUUUCUCGAGAUGCUUUUUCUAGUCUGAAGAAAAUUCAGCCCAUUUCUGAGUUCAUUGAAGACAGCAUUCCACAGCCAAAGCCUCUUCAUAUAGACACAGGGACUUUGCCCCCUACUCCAGGAAGAUUUGAAAUCAGCGAUUCUGCUUUUAAAAGACCAAUUGAAGAAAUCACGCCUUAUCAGACAAAAAGACUGAAAAAAGAAGAAAAUAUUGCUCCUAGUGUAGUGAAUUCAGAAAAACCGUCCGUUGUGAAUGAGCCUUUUAAACAAGCUGUGCCGGAAAAUAAAAUAAAAAUUCCUCCGUGAAAGAAGAUGCAAAUUCGGGUAGGAGAAAGGCAGAUAAAAAACUUUCCGGUAGUGAAAAGUGAGAAUAUUAAGCCAGUAAAAACUGAAGAAAAUUUGCCUGUGCUUAAAUUGGAAAAUACAAAAACAGAAAAAGAAAUCGCAAAGGUAGAAGAAAUAGUCAAGAAAGAAGAGAAAUCUAGCCCCUUCAGCUAUAUGAAGAUUAGAAUUCUAUAAAAAAAUCAUAUUUAUUUAUUAAAUUUUAUUGCAGUGCUUUGAAUAUUUAUUUUCAGUAUAUUUCUUUUAAUAUAAAAUCAAUUAUAAAGUUUUAUUUAUUUUUCAUACUUGCUCUUUAAAACCAGGGAAAAAAAAGUAUUUCAUUCAAUAUUAAAAGCAAGAUGGCAUAAGAGAGUAAGGCACCUGAAGUUUUAAUAAUCAAAGAAGAAUUUAAACCAGUUCCAUUGCCAAGCAUACAAGAUGACAAGGAAAAGCCUUCAGAAGAAACAAGCCCAGAAUCAGAAAGCCAAAAAAUAAAAGAGCCGUUAUCACCUACAAUGAGUUUCGGCGACCAAUCACAAAAUCCAGACACACUUUCCCAAACACCUAAAAAACUAAAUGACUCAAGCCAAAAUUCAUUUUACAUCAAAGAAAAUAAAGAACUUGAAAAAAUUGCUGAAGAAAAAACUGAAGAUGUCGUCAAAACAGAGCGCUCAACCCCCAAAUUUGACAAAGAAAUCAAAGACGAUGAAACAUCUAAAAAACUGGUCGAAAACGCUGUGAAAUUUGAUGUUCCUAUUAAAAUUGAUCCUCUGAUUAAAAACCCUUUUGAAGAUGUAAGCAAAGAAAAGAAUCCAUUUAUAAGUAAAACAAUAGAUGCAACAGUAAAGCCAAAGGAAAACGAAAAACCAACUGAAGCAGCUAUGGUUGAAGAGCGUCAUGAGCCUCCAAAAUUCAACCCCCCUCCUGCUGUGUCAAAUCCUUUUUUGUCAUCGUCAACUUUAACUACAACACAUAGCACAACCGACCAGGUAAAGCCAUUAUUUGUAUUUGGUUCAAAUCCCAGUUCUUCAACGACUCAAAAUAACCCUAUUCCUAACCCUUUUGGUCAGCCUCCAGCUUCUUCUCAAAAUCCUUUUGCAACUGCAAAUAAUCCAUUUUCAACAUCAAUACCCACAGCACCAAUUCAAUUUGGCCAGUCUAUGCCCCCUGCUUCCUCAUCAAUUCCUAACCCCUUUGGAAGUUCAAUAAAUCCCCCAUCAAUAUCAGCCCCAAACCCAUUUGCAAGCUCUACCAAUCCUCCUAGUAUCUCUAUGCCAAAUAAUCCAUUUCAGCCUACUUCUCAGUCUUCCACUAUAUCUCCUAUAGCUUAUCAGGUUCCUUCUCAGCCUCUAGCUGUAUCGCCUUAUUCUUAAAUUGCAUUAAAUUAAGUAUUUAAGGUUUCUAAUGCCACACUUACAUAAUAGGGACUAAAGUCAAAAUAGUGACGUCACAAGCAUUUCAAAUCCAAAAAGUCGACUGUCAAAAAUAAACUUCCAAUCCACCAACAGCGUCUCUCAUCCGGCGUGAUGCCGUUGCCUUUGCUUGACUUAGCUCCAUCACUUGCUCUGCCUAAGGAGCACCAUUCUCAGGUAUUUUAAGUGAAAAACUUUGAAUCUCUUCAUUGCCAUUAGAGUACGUACCCUAAUCCUAUCAGCAAGAGUUCAACCGCUAUUGCUGUACAGAAGUUCUCUAGGAAAACCAAAUCCCAUAAAUAAAACUCCAUGAAGGAGAAAAAUUAGCAGAGCUAAUUUCUCUUGAACUGAACGCCAUUUAUUUAUGCUGCAUCUCUCGCCUUAUCAGUCUUCCUUUGGAAACACCCAACCUCCUUUUCCUAGCACCCAAUCAAAUUUUAAUCAAAAUUUCCAGACUGGGAAUAAUAUUCCAAAUCGGCCCAAUUUUCCUGCAAACACAAAUUACGAUAUGGAUAUGGGAGGUAGCCGAGCUCCAGAAAUUUCAAAUCCUUUUGGAAAUCAGCCGUUUCCUCAAAAUUCCGCACCGAUCCAAGGUACAUUUAAUAUUGGUGCUUUGCCUAACAACAAUAGGAAGAUUUUGCGAGCAAAGCGUCCUUAA
Molecule: messenger RNA, 2598 nt
Organism: Blepharisma stoltei
Lineage: Eukaryota; Ciliophora; Heterotrichea; Heterotrichida; Blepharismidae
Source: the annotation of a GenBank genome assembly